AAUUGCUAACAAUAUUUGUUGGCAAUUGGUUAGAUAAUGUCGUAUUGAAUUAAAAUUUGCAGUCGAGGGGGCAAAAUUUUGUUUUGAAAAGGCAUUUUCUUGUGAUUUUUGUGUUUAGGCUGGCAGCAUAUGAUACUUCCAUGCCUGUAAUCUCAAACUGUUACAAAAGAGUGAAAGAAAAAAACUUGAACACGGCCUCUGAAAAUGUGUAGUGUCGACAGUUUUGUUAUUAUAAAUCUGUAAAUGAAACAAUAAAAUCCCCCAAAGUAAAAAGCUAUAAAAGGCUGAACAAAGGAGAACUGAAACCUCAUUUAAAUACCAAAUGACUAAAAUCCAGAUUAAAUGUCCUCACUUUCAAAAAGUUUUCACUUUCAAAUCAAAGACUGUUUGCUACUUGACGCACAUGAAAAUGAAUCAUUUUGCUCCAUAUUCUUGACUCUAAAAGACCAACGUCACCAAGAGCGGAUAAAUUAUAGUUUAAUGAGAGGAGUAAACUGCUGAAUAUAUUUUAUAAAAUUUACUGUUUUCUUACCUUCACAGACUGAGCAGUUUAAAUCUUUCAUUUUUCCCAGACGAGGCUUUCAUGCGACUGCGUGAAGUGAACUCUGAUACCUCACUUUUAAUAGCUAACAGCCUGCAGUUUUAGAACUGUUAAACCAUCUUUAGUCUCUCAACUGUGUACAGAGUGAUAUGCAAAGUCAGCAGUGCAUUGUAUAAACUGGGACAGGAUUAGAUCGAUACUGAUUGGAUUACAUUCAAGGUACAGUUUUAUGAUUGCGGUUGCUUCACUGGAGUAACUGACUUUACACAUGGAUGUCAAAAGAAAAAGGUGUUUUUCUUCAAAAAUGCCAUGCUGUCCAGGAAAAAAGAGGGUUUUCACUAAAGCACUUUUGCAACUGUGCACAACACCACAUACUUCACUAUUUUGACUGCUGCUACUCAGCAUGGCUUCCAGUUUACUUAAAGAAAAAUCACUUAAAUUCUCUGACAACAUGUUGGACUCUGACUUAGGAACUCAUUAAACAAGGCGAACAUUUUCCCUCUCCCUUACAGGUGUGCAUUAUGGAAGCUCCUGUGAUGUCAUCAGAUGAAGAGCCAUGGUGGCAUGACUAUAUGGAUGUCUUGAAUAAUUUCAACUAUUCUUAUGAUCAAGAUUAUGAAGAUGAUAUAUGUGACAUGACAGAGUAUCUAAACUUUGCAAAUGUGUUGAUCCCAGUUGUGUACUCAGUGGCGUUUGUUGUGGGAAUCCUGGGGAAUGGAUUGCUGCUGGGUGUACUGAUGAAGAGCAGAAAGGUCUGGAGCACAACAGACAUUUUGAUCCUUCACCGAGCUGUGGCAGACAUCCUGCUGCUGGUGACGCUGCCCUUCUGGGCUGUAGCGUCUGCCAGUGAUGCCGGAUGGGUGUUUGGGACGUUCUUCUGCAAAGUCACUGGAAGUGUUUUCACAAUGAAUUUCUAUUGUGGGAUUUUUCUCCUGGUUUGCUUCAGUGUGAGCUACCUCCUCUCAAUCCUUCCUUCUACCAAAGAGUUCAUGAAGAAAAAGCCCUGGGUGGUUCAAGCCUGCUGUGUGGUGGUGUGGAUCCUCUCCAUUCUCCUCUCCGUCCCUAACUGGAACUUUUUAGAAAGUGUGACAGAUUCAAGAGGAAAUACCACCGUGUGUGUUCGUAAUUAUGCAAAACGUGACUUGGAUGGCACAUCCUAUAAGAUAGUUGCGCGAUGGCUGUACCACAUAUUGAGUUUUUUGUUUCCUUCAGUUGUCCUGGUCCUCUGCUACUUGUGCAUCCUGUGGCAGCUGCGGUGUGGCACCAGAGGCUUCCAAAAACAAAGAACUUUCAAAGUCAUAAUAGCUAUUAUGGCAGUUUUCUUUCUCUGCUGGACACCGUUCAAUAUUACCCUUUUGAUGGACACAGUUGAAAUAAGCAGCAGCAGUGCAACAGAAUGUGGAACGCAAACAUCUCUGGAGAAAGCUCUAAUUGCAACUUCUGUUUUGGCUUUCAUCCACUGUUGCCUAAAUCCCGUUUUGUACUUUUUUCUAGAUGUUAAGUAUCAGCAACAGCUGAUGAGCAUGUGGACCAAGACAUCUGACAGCUCAGUUUUUUAAAGACUCUAAUAGAUUACCAGUGCACAUCACUUAAAUGAGAAUACAUUAUAGCCCCAGUAACAUUUUUCCUUUGUCUGUCUCUCAUAACUUCAUAUUUAAAUUUUUCUGGCUGCCAAGUGAAACUGUAAUAUGAAGAACUAAAGAAAUAUCUAAUA
Molecule: messenger RNA, 2255 nt
Organism: Xiphophorus maculatus (southern platyfish)
Lineage: Eukaryota; Metazoa; Chordata; Actinopteri; Cyprinodontiformes; Poeciliidae
Product: C-X-C chemokine receptor type 3-like
Exons: 2
Coding region: 1063-2100 (345 amino acids)
Biological process (GO): chemotaxis; immune response; G protein-coupled receptor signaling pathway
Cellular component (GO): membrane
Molecular function (GO): chemokine receptor activity
Source: RefSeq, a predicted model, not a curated record